AUAUAUUAAAUCAAAUUCCCCCUCUCCUUCUUCCCAACACAGACUCCCCAUUAACUACCUUACUUCAAUCUACAAAAUCAAACCUCCGUAAUGGGCUUUCCCGUGGGUUGCACCGAAGUUUUCUUCCCCACCAUAUUCCUCCACCUCCUCUCCCUCCUCGACGUUCUCAAAUUCCUCAUCCUCUCCCUCUUCCGCCUCCUCGGCCUACCCGAAUUCCUCCCCUCCGACAAUCUACCUCCGGAACUCCAAUUUCCCCUCAACCCUCCCCCGUCGGCCCUACUCCUCCGCGAACUCCUCCCGGUGGUGAAAUUCUCCGAUCUGCCAAACCCGCCGGAGAGAUGCGCGGUUUGCUUGUACGAGUUCGAGGGGGCGGAGGAGAUCCGGUGGCUAACGAAUUGCAAGCACAUAUUCCACCGGAGGUGUGUGGAUAGUUGGAUGGAUCAUGAUCAUGACACUUGUCCACUUUGUAGAACGCCGUUCGUGCCUGAUGAGAUGAUGGAUGAAUUUAAUCAACGGCUGUGGGCUGCCUCCGGUAUCGCUGAGACUUUUGAGACGGACUUCAACUCCGUUUUAGGAUAGAACUUUUUUUUUCUUUUCUUUUCAAUUAUUCUUUUUCUUUUUUCUUCCUUUUUUGUAAGGAAGAGUUUUCCAAACUGUAUAUAUUUAUAAAUCUAUAAUGUGUAUAUCACAUAUAUAUAUAUAUAUAUAUUAUAAUAUAUGAGAAUUUGUGCACUUUUGGCUCAA
Molecule: messenger RNA, 744 nt
Organism: Cucumis sativus (cucumber)
Lineage: Eukaryota; Viridiplantae; Streptophyta; Magnoliopsida; Cucurbitales; Cucurbitaceae
Product: E3 ubiquitin-protein ligase RHA1B
Exons: 1
Coding region: 91-579 (162 amino acids)
Biological process (GO): protein ubiquitination
Molecular function (GO): ubiquitin protein ligase activity
Source: RefSeq, a predicted model, not a curated record